Molecule: messenger RNA, 612 nt
Organism: Thalassophryne amazonica
Lineage: Eukaryota; Metazoa; Chordata; Actinopteri; Batrachoidiformes; Batrachoididae
Product: gamma-crystallin M3-like
Exons: 3
Coding region: 13-555 (180 amino acids)
Biological process (GO): visual perception; lens development in camera-type eye
Molecular function (GO): structural constituent of eye lens
Source: RefSeq, a predicted model, not a curated record
AAUACCGCCACCAUGGGCAGGAUUAUUUUUUAUGAGGACAGGAACUUCCAAGGGCGAACACAUGAGUGCAGCAGUGACUGUGCAGACAUCAACAUGUACCUGAACCGCUGCAGCUCCUGCAGGGUGGACAGCGGCUGCUUCAUGGUGUAUGACCAACCCAACUUCAUGGGAAAUCAGAUCUUCUUGAAGAGAGGAGAGUACUCAGACAUGCAACGUGUCGGAAGCAUGAUGGGCGUGGCAACCAUGGACAGCAUUCACUCCUGUCGCAUGGUCCCCAUGCAGCACAGGGAGCAGUUUCGGAUGCGGCUCUACGAAAGAGAAAACUUUGGAGGGCAGAUGCAUGAGCUGAUGGAUGACUGUGAGUCUCUUCAAGAUCGCUAUUACAUGUCUGACUGCCAGUCAUGCAACGUGAUGGAUGGCCACUGGUUGAUGUUUGAGCAGCCCAAUUACAGAGGCAGAAUGAUUUACAUAAGACCAGGAGAGUACAGGAACCUCCGAGGUCUGGGAAACAUCAUGAGAAUUAGCUCCAUCAGACGCAUCACUGAAAUCUGCUGAUGUGCUGUUUGUCAUCAUGAAAAGAAUGUGGAAAUAAAAGUCCUUUGUUGAAGCAAA